CAUUUCAAUUUUUGAGGAUUAAUAAUUUCUCGGAGGUGUAUAAACAUUUCAAAGGACUGUUGAGUGGAUAUAUUUAUACAUAUAAAAAUGUCUGUUGCUGAAUUUUUAAAAGGUUUGCCUUCACAUAAUGAAAAUAACUUUGCCAAUUUUCACACGGACAGUGGAAACAGAACUUGUGUAAAGAAGCCUUCAGUAUAUAUUCCCACAAAAGAUCAUCCUUCAGAACAAAUUAUAGUUACAGAAAAAACCACCAUAUUGUUAAGGUACCUCCACCAACACUGGGAUAUAAAUAAUCCUGUCAGAAAAAGAGAUUUUUUAUCUGCUAAUGGUGAUUCUGAAGAUGAUGGUGGCACAGUUCGUAGUAAAAGGCUACGUCUUGAGUUGAACAAUACCAUUUAAAAUAUAUUGCACACUUUUAAUUUUCAUUACUUGUUAAACUACGUUUAUAUGUCAUGAAAAUAGGUCAUGCAAACAUCAACAUGGGACAAAUGUAAUUCUUAAAUAUUAUAAACAUAUCUAUACCUCGGAAAAAUUAUUUCAAAACGUUAUUUGAACAUUUUAAAUACAUAAUUUAGUUUAAAUGUUGUGUAAAAUAUUGACUCUAGAAAAGUAGAAAGAACGUUUUCAAAUAAUAUUUCUUUAGAUAUGUAACAUUGUAACAAAAAACAAGAAUAACUUUUGUGUUAAUUGUAUGUUUGUAUUGCAUGCUUGAAGUUCAUUGAAAGAAGAUUCGUUGUUAGAAUAUUAAAUGACACUACGCUACAGUACACAAUUUGUAUAAGUAGCGACAUUCAUUGCUCUCUUUCGUGAUCUUUCUGUAUGACUGUUGUCGAGGGACAGGAAUGCAACUGGUGGUGCAUACGUUCAUUAAAACAGAGGAAGUAAAUAUUAAUGUCAUUUUAGUUAAGAUACAAUAUGUCAGCAUUUAUUCUGAGGUAAUUUUGUAAAUUUAUUUCACAAUACAUUAUUCAUUUUUGUACUGCAUACAUAGUUAUCAAUUCAUAAUACGUGAUUCAUUUUCUGAAGAAGUGUGUAGAAUGUGGUAUGUUUAUUAUUUUGAGAUUUUCAGUUUAGGUAGCUAAUAACAAUUACGUUGUUUAAUGUCAUCAAAAUAUAGAGAAAAAUGUAAUCAAACAAAAGUAUUGAUGACAUUUAUAUAUCUCAAGAUAAAUUAUAUUCUUGCAUGCUUUUUAGAAGAAAUUACUGUAUUCAAAAAUACGGAUUAUUACAAAUAGAUUUCACGAAAACUAAUAUUAAUGUUUGUUGAAAGAAGUCGUUUCAUAUUUUUGAUAACAUCAUUUUGAUUUUUAGAUAAAAAUUAUGAAAGUUUGUUAAAUUUUAAUUCAGUUACAUAGAAAAUUUCAAUAAAUUUUCAUUUCAAAAGGAAUACAUGAUAUUGUAUUAUUCAAUGCAAUAAAAUAUAUGUAUACGUAA
Molecule: messenger RNA, 1434 nt
Organism: Osmia bicornis bicornis
Lineage: Eukaryota; Metazoa; Arthropoda; Insecta; Hymenoptera; Megachilidae
Product: DET1- and DDB1-associated protein 1
Exons: 4
Coding region: 88-399 (103 amino acids)
Biological process (GO): positive regulation of proteasomal ubiquitin-dependent protein catabolic process
Cellular component (GO): Cul4-RING E3 ubiquitin ligase complex
Source: RefSeq, a predicted model, not a curated record